Hydractinia symbiolongicarpus is the source of this 2856-nucleotide messenger RNA. RefSeq lists its product as uncharacterized. The record is from RefSeq and is a predicted model, not a curated record. The transcript has 6 exons. Gene Ontology annotation, molecular function: protein binding. The coding region runs from base 722 to 1765 and encodes 347 amino acids. NCBI's taxonomy places the organism in Eukaryota, Metazoa, Cnidaria, Hydrozoa, Anthoathecata, Hydractiniidae.
UUCAACAGAUUUUUGUAUUUGGACAUUAGACGUCAUUUUUUCUAAUCAAAGUCGCUUCUUUUCUUUAAUAGGACAUCUUUUCAUUACUACUUGUACAUCUAGGAAGCACUUAGAACACCUGCAGAAACAUAUAAAAUUAAUAAAUCGUUCUGCUGACAGCCAUACCUUUCUAAAAGAUACACCAAGUGAAGCUUUUAUUAAGUAUUUUGAUUGUUAUUUCACAAGAUAUUUCUGGUUUCGUUCUUAUCAACGAGCUUCUUGAAAUCCUAGCAAUUGGCCUUGUAGAAAAAUAUAAUCUUGCGAAUUUUAUCGAAACUUAUCCAUCCGCAAAAUCUUGUAAAAUUUUGAUUUGCGAAUUCAUAAAUCUAAAUUCCUGCGAAAAUGUAUUCCUAUAAAUAAUUUCAUUACAAUUAAUUUUAUAAUUUUGCGUUCUAAUAAGAUUCUGAUGGUACCAUUUAUGCAUUCAGUUGCAUUCAAUUAACUUUUACUUUUUCACCUUUAUUACAUACGCAGUUUAUAAGACGAGGCUGAGAUUUUUCAAAAUUUAAGCAUGUUUGAAUGUUUUUUAUAAAACAAUCUUACCAAGCAAUUGUUAUGUACUAUAAUAUAAAAGAGAGAGACUUUAGAAUUUUUUCAUCCGCCUUGUUUAAAUGUAGGCGUUUUUCUUGUCUGUGUGUUGUUUAGUCUUGAAAUUAUAGCGAAAACCUCUAAAACAGAUAAAAUGACCUUAAAAACCUUACCAGACAAAACAAUUGCCAGAAAUCUUGGUUCCUGUUACAGUUUAGAUCUUGUGUUCUCCUUUUUAGUGGAAAUCAUUUCAAAAACAUGCUCUGUAUCAGAUGAUUAUAUACUCAUGGGUAUAAGUUAUACAACGCCUCUUCAUCGCCGCAAUGUUUUUACUAAAAUAAAGUUUCAAGAAAUCAAACAAAACCGUUGGAUUGAAGGGAAAAACUGCAACAACACCUUGUUAAAUAGUUCUAUAUAUGUGUCCUGUCAACUCUUCAAAGUUGAUCCUGAGGAUGUGUUUGAUAUCCAGUUAGUCCUGCAAAAUGAUACAGAAAUAAUUGCGCAAAAAACUGUUUAUGCUAGUUUUGAUGCAAGUAGAUGGUUUUCUUGUUACGCAGAUCACAACCCAAAGAUUAUAUCAAUUUCCUCUUCAAAUACUUCUAUUGGAAUAAUAUGGAAAUACAAUACAUAUGAUAGAGUUCAAUUUUUGCAGUCUGCUCAGCUACAAAUAAAAGAGAAUGGGAGCGUUACGCACAAGGUGGCUUGUAAAGAUGCUACUUUAUCCCAACAGAUAAACUGCCAUCUUGGAAAUUUAAAUCCUUGUUCAUACUACAAUAUAUGUAUUCUCACUUUCUUUAAUGUUGGUUUAAAACAAGAGUAUUGUGAAAGUGUGAACACGUCACCACUUGCUAUGAAUCUUCAAUCACCAACACAUGUAGUAGGAAAGUGUACCAGAAGUAAAGAAACUGAAAUGAAACUAACAUGGCAUUCAGGAAAUGUAGAGCUUAAGGAUUAUUACUUUACCGUUACAGUGAGAUCAAAUAAAGCAACAAUAUUAUCAAGAAAUACAACUAAUUUUACUACACAUUAUAAUGUUAACACUAAUCAUGAGGUGAUAUUACGCACGUGCAGUAUUUGCGAAUGUUCGAAAGAAGUUGAAGAGGUCAUUUCUUCUUGCGACACGACAAACUCAAGUCCAUCAGCACCGAACUCCAACUUGCUUCACCUAAUAUAUAUUUUACUUCUAUUAUUAAGUUAAUUGAUAUUAUUAUAUAUUUUAUAUUUUUUUGGUAUUUUAAUUUUAUAUUUAGGCAGAUAUAUUUAUAUAUUUAUCACAGAUUUUUUUUCUUCCUGACUACAAUUUUUAUGCGCAAGGCAAAGUAUUGAUAUUUUAUAAGAUCCAUUAAAAUUAUAAAUAUUUUGACUAUUAUAAUUAUUUAACAAUGCAUUACAUACAUUUACAAAAUCUUAGACAUUAUUCUGUUAAAAAAAGGAAUUCCAUUACUGCCAUUGUUCUUAUUUUCAAUCUGUCUUUUUCUUCAGUUGUUUUUAUUUUCCUUGUAUAAGAAACAGAAUAAGGGUACCUACGAGAGUUGCAUGACGCUAAAGAGAGUGAUGAAAAUUAAUGGUAAAAUAAUUAAACAUAACACAUGAUUUUUUUAGGUUAAAUUACUAUAUAUAUAUAUUUACAAUAAGACUUAUUGAUUUUUUAUUUGAUAUAGUUGAUAAUUUAUAAAUACAAACGUAACGGUCACAAAAUCUCCACAUUAUCUCGUAAAAGUUGACAAUAUAUUUUGACUACAAAAGUAUUUUUUCUUUUUAUAGGUUACUAUUUAAUUAAUUUUAUAUAUUACAAACACAUUUUAUUGUAUUUCCGUGAUAUUUUAAGUAUUUAGGCAUGUUUUUUAUUGGUGAUGGCUUAGAAUAUAUUUUUAUUUUUACAGAAAGAACGGAGAAAAGUAUUUAUUAUGUUUCUUUGGUUAUUAUUUUUCGUUUAUAUGGAGCUAUAUUGAGAUAGAUAUUUAAAGAAUAUUAGGAUAUUUUAAUACUUUAAGUGCAGAAACUUUUGCGGAAAAUUUUAUUUGCGAAUGGGAAAAUUCGCGAAAUUUUUGCAUGUGGCGAACAUAAAAUUUCAGCGAAUGGGUCAUAUUAAAAUAUUUUGCGAACAUAAAGUUCAGCGAAUCGAUGUUCUUGAGAAUUUGUCCAAAAUUCGCGAAAGUUUCUGCCCGCGAAUGUUUUUAAACUUUUAAGUAUAUACAAUAGAGUAUAUUGUCAUAUAUUCGCCUAAAGGUACAAGACAGCGUAAACGUACAUUUUUAACCAUACAUGAAUACUUCUUUUUUUUUAACA